GUGAUGCAAUCAGUCACAUGAGCAUCCGGAGCUCGGGGCUGGUUGACGAGCUGUCGGACCGAGAGAGACCGUGCGAAAACACGACCCGAACCACCGGUUUUACAGCACCGACCUUCAUCUUCAUCCCCCGCCUUUCCUUCUCUUACCGACUGCCAUCAUGAGCCGUGCUGUCGUCUACUGUCUCUUCGCUCCGCUGCUCCUGCUGGGUUUUGGUCAGAUUGCAUUAUCAAAGAUAUUUGAAGUGAAAAGUGGAAAUCAAACGUGCUUGCUAGCUGAAUUCUCAGCCAACUUUUCAGUCAGCUAUGAUACCACAGCUAAAAAGAGGGUCACAGUUUUGUUCUCUCUCUCAAAGGAUGCACAUGUAGACAACCGCAGUAAUUGUAAUAAUAUGGCUGCACCAGUACUGGUAGUCAGUUUUGGGGAUGGUCAUUCUCUUAGCAUGAACUUCUCAAGGCACAACGGAUCCUACAAAAUGGAUGUACUGUCUGUUGGUUUCAAUGAGAGUGAUGACGCACAUUUCCCAAAUGCAAGUCGGAAAGGUAUUUUGGUAGCAUUUUCAAAUUCUGCAGAUAUCAGUGCAAAAAUGAACACAACAUACAAGUGUACAAGUGAUUCUACAGUGCAAAUGGAAAAUGUAAACGUAACUUUGAGUCACGUCCGAAUGGAAGCUUUUCCACCAAACAACAAUUUCAGUAGAACUGAAACUAUAUGUCAUGCUGAUACACCUCCAACUGUACCUACUACAACUCUGGUUACCACCCUGGCUCCAACAACAGUGCCACCUCCAACACCAAAUCCAAUUCCAGGAGCAUAUAAUGUCACCAAUAGCAAUGGCACUUGCCUGCUUGCAAAGAUGGGACUACAGAUCAACAUCACAUAUGCAGCCCUAGAUAACAAGACUGCAGUGAAAGUUUUUAACAUCCUGCCAAACUCGACACAUGCAGAUGGAAACUGCAGUAGUGAUCGUGCCUUGCUCCAGCUGUCUGAUAACCCAACUAAGCUGACUUUUGUGUUUAUUGUGAAUACUACUACUAACAAGUUUUACCUAAAGGAGCUUUCCAUUUUCACAAGACUUCCAUCUACUGCUCAAGGAAAGGAGUUUACUGCUAAAAAUGACAGCCUGACCUACCUACAGACAACCUUGGGCAAAUCGUAUAUGUGCCAUACUGAACAAACAUUGCGAGUGAAUCUAAAUGUCUCCAUCAAUGCAUUUGAGCUUCAUGUUCAACCAUUCAGAGUAAAUGAUGCAAAAUACGGAGCUGCUGAAGAAUGCCAAAUGGAUAAAGAUGACAUGUUGAUCCCAAUCAUUGUUGGUGCAGCUCUUGCUGGCCUUGUGCUGAUUGUGUUGAUUGCUUAUCUGAUUGGAAGGAAGAGGAGCCACGCUGGAUACCAAACCAUCUAACCUCAUAGAUUUAGCUAUUCCACUUCUGUAACUAAUUCUUUUUCAAAGAAAUGCACACACAUUCUCUCUGAAAUCUUGGGCAUGGACCUGUGUUAAAGGGAGUUGAGAAAAAAGUUUACUGACAAACAGAAUCCUUUGCCUGACAACUUGCUUCUAACAUUGUAUGUUCUUAAUGACAUAUGGUGAAAUAUUUCCCAGAGCACACUUCCCCCAACCGCUAGACCUUGAGAUAGAGUAUACCAUUGCAAAUACAUUAUAAUGACUAACUCUCGGGUCAGUGACCCAUUUGAGGAAUAAAUGCAGAUUUUUCAAUGCAAACUGAAACCCAAAUCGUACCCAAUUAGCCAACGCAAUGUUGCACACAAGUUGUGAGGAAGGAGCAACUGUGUGUCAACCUUGCACAUUUAUGAUCCGCAGCUGGUUCCCUUAUACCAAGAGCAGGUGUAAUAUAGGUAACGUAGAGAGGCUGGAUUUAUUUACAUUGAGUGCAGCCAACCAGGAAAGGCCAGUUCUUUGUCAGAGAUUGUAAUACUAAAACGCAAGAGUUCUUUAGGGAAAGAACUGUUUGUGAGUAAAUUAAUAAUAUUUCACACUGCUGUUGUGUAACUAAGAGUGUUAAUUCCUGCUUUACAGAAAUAAUGGUGUGUUGUGCUAAAGUGACUUUUUUGGCUAAUUACAUUUAACUUUUACUUUAGGGAUGUGUAUGUAUACUCAAACAUGUGUGCCUGUAAAUUAGGCUAUUUGAAAAUUAAGCCCUCAUUCCCACUCCCAACAAAAUUAUAAACAAAAUUACAAUGGCUGGGGUAUUGCUAGAUUUUAAUUUGGAUUUGAGAAUAGUUUUAAUCAUUGGAAUGAUACCUUUAGGAAGGGGCUUGUCAUCCUCCUUAGCAUUGUGGAGGAAAACCACAUUGGUAUAGAUUGUGUUGCAGUGUUUGGCCUUUUUGAAAUACAAAAGCGCAACAUUGCUCUUAGUUUGCUCACCUUUCACUGCUGGGACCUUUCACACAGGGAUUGUUUGGAUAUAAAGCAAGAUGCAUUGGGUGUGAGCAGUUUUUUUGUGUAAAUCAGUGUUCAAUCUGAAACAGCUUCAAUAAUUACUGAUGGAUUUUUUUUUUAAAAUGCUGAAUGUGGAUCAAGUCCAAGGAUCAAACUAGUUCAAGUGCUAGUCAUCUCAUGUAUGUAUUCUGUGCACUUUGAUCCCUAAACUUGAAGAAAGAUGUUGGUUGAAUUGAACAUUACCCUAGCACGCUGUUCUCCCUGGUGCUAUCAAUAUAUGUAUAGUUUAAAGUUGGUUUAACUUGAUGGCCACCUGUUUCAAAUUUGGUUCCUGAUAUUUACAUUUUUUUUCCUGGGUUAUAUUUUAAACUAUUGAUUUAUGCUUUUGAGUAAUCUCUUUUGGGUGCUCUGCAUAUGGUUAGGAGCUGGCACUCUGUUCUCUUCUCCCCAUUUUUUUUUUAAUAAUCAAUUAAACUGUGUGCAUUUUUUGUGACUGCACUUUUUCAGGCAUGUCUACCAUAGAGAGAAAUUUAAGCCUGCCAGUUGUGCUUAAGAGUUUGUUUUGGACUGUUAACUGAAGAUUUGGCACAUGAGGUGUAUGCAUUGCCUAUAACCGUGCUAAUAAAGGAUUUGUUUCUCAAA
Messenger RNA from Hemiscyllium ocellatum (epaulette shark), 3040 nucleotides. RefSeq names its product lysosomal associated membrane protein 1a (gene lamp1a). Gene Ontology annotation, cellular component: membrane. NCBI's taxonomy places the organism in Eukaryota, Metazoa, Chordata, Chondrichthyes, Orectolobiformes, Hemiscylliidae. The coding region runs from base 158 to 1402 and encodes 414 amino acids. The record is from RefSeq and is a predicted model, not a curated record. The transcript has 9 exons.